Messenger RNA from Megalopta genalis, 1598 nucleotides. Lineage: Eukaryota; Metazoa; Arthropoda; Insecta; Hymenoptera; Halictidae. The record is from RefSeq and is a predicted model, not a curated record.
AUGCAGGACAAUCUCUACAUGAGGAAAAGAGAUUGGGAGCAGGCUUAUUCAAGGAAGGAUAAAAAAAAUAAGAAGAAAGAAGAAGAAUCACCCUCAAAGAAAAAUAAGAAAAAUGCAAAGAAGGCUGCUGAUUUGAUUAAUGAAGUGGUAGCUAAACAAAAAGAACCUGAAAAAAUUGAAAUUAAAGACAAAGUUGCCAAAGAAACUGAAAAUAAUGAAUUGAAAGAAAAGGAGAAGAAAGAUGUAGUUCUUAUUCCUAUCUCCAAUGAAGAAAUAGCAAAGGAGGCUGAAGAUCAAAAGAAGGAGGAACAGCCUAAGAUUGAAAAGGUAGAAAAAGAAGAGAAAAAAAAUGGGAAACCCAAGAAAGGUAAAAAAGUUUCCGAAAGUGAAAUUGCACCUGUAGCUAUUCCAAAGGUAGACGAUAAACUUCAGGAGCAAAAGACACAGAAGAAUGAAGAAAAUACAGAAAAAGUUUCCGACGAUGUUGAACAAAAAAGUCCUAAUGUUACGGAAACACAGGAGAAAAGUGGUCCUGUAUUUGACGAGCUAGGAGAUAUCUGGACAGAAGCUAAACCGCAAAAGAAAAGUAAAAAGAAAGCUCGUAAAGAUAACUGAGAGUAUUUAAAUGUAAUGAAAAUUAUAUUCCUUGUGAAGAGGAAUAAUGUGAGAGUCCUGCUUAGUCCAAACGACAUUUGUCAUUUCGGACUUAUCAGGUGCGUUUUAAGUGACUUACGAAUCAACCACCUGACCAAAUUGUUCCUUUCCCUUGUACAUAACGCCAAUGGGACUAGGUUGUUUGAUGGAUUAUGUUUGAUAGACUUCAUGACUGUAGGUGCAUAAGUGAAUGUAUGAAGAAAAAAUCUUUAUGUAUUAUUGAUUUUUUCAACAUACCACAAUGGUUUGCUUUAACAAAAGCAAUGCAUUUAACGAAAGAGGCAUAAGUCAUAAUUUUCUCUAUAAAAUAAUUAUUGUACACAUGUUACUCUUUCAAAAAUCUCCAUAUGUCCAUAUUUGACGGAUUAGUAUUCUAUGAUUUACAGCUAUAUCUAUAUUACAUAUUUAUAAGGUCUUCAUAUUAAUCUUACAUUAUUAACGAGAUGGUACUUAUGUCUUUUACGUUUUAUCCAGAAAUCUUAAACAGAGUGAUUUUGUUAGGCUAGUUAUGAUUUUCUAUCCUAACGAAUAGCACAUUCUUUUUAUCGUAUUCGUUAUAUACAUACACAUAUAUGUAUAUGUUAUAUGUAUAUAACGGAUGGUUGAAAGCUAAAACUUAGAAAGUAUGAGAUAUAUCCCAAAAUAGUAAAAUGCAGGACAAUCUCUACAUGAGGAAAAGUUUGCAUUACUGAUGUACAUGUCUUUUUCAAAGUAUAAAGAAAGAUAUUUUCUUAUAUCUGAUAGUGAGUAAUUUACUUCAGCAUAUAGAUCCGAAAUGAUAUGCUUUGUAACUAUGAACCAUAGGUAAUAUUUUAUUAUGGUAAGUACAUCAGUAAUGAAUUUUAAGGGUCGAUAUAAUGUAUUUAUAAGAAUAUGCAAAUCUGACAGAAUUUGUGCCAAGUUGUGAAACAAAAUAAAACAAGGUGCGACGAAAGUCAUUAAUU